This is a messenger RNA of Musca domestica (house fly), 2353 nucleotides long. Its product is annotated as xylulose kinase. The record is from RefSeq and is a predicted model, not a curated record. The coding region runs from base 626 to 2098 and encodes 490 amino acids. NCBI's taxonomy places the organism in Eukaryota, Metazoa, Arthropoda, Insecta, Diptera, Muscidae. Gene Ontology annotation, biological process: D-xylose metabolic process; xylulose metabolic process. Gene Ontology annotation, molecular function: D-xylulokinase activity. Gene Ontology annotation, cellular component: cytosol. The transcript has 6 exons.
UUAAUUUACUGCUAGUGUGGCUCACUAGCAGUAACAGUGGUUUAAAUUGUUUACCGCAGAGAGGAAAGGAUUCGGCGUUUAACCUCAUAAUAUUUAAUUUUCGCAACCACUGACCACUAAGUCAAUAUUUAUUUAUAUAAGAGAUGUGCAUUUUUUAAAUAUAUGUGAAUAAGAAAACAGGAAGAAGCAUUUCUACAGUAACUACUCAUCGUUAUUUAUGGCAAAUAAACAACAAAUUUGAGUUGUAACAGGUUUUCAUAGUGGAGAGGUGUGUCGGUGUUUUGUGUAUUUCUACGUCGUGUGGGCUUUUAAUCAUCAUCACCAGAAACUUAAGGUAUUUUGCUAAGUUUAUUUGCGCGUAAUUUUAUCGGAACAAAAUGAAACGCGACAAAGGAGCUGAUGAUGAAAAAGAAAAAUCAACAUAUUUGGGUUUUGAUCUAAGCACCCAAAAGAAAAUUUGUUCCCCUUCUUCCUUUAUUUACAGCUUAAAGCCGUCCAAUUAAAUAAUAAACUAGAAAUUCUUGUAACUGCUGAAGUGCAGUUCGAUUCGGAUCUUCCAGAGUUUCGGACACAGGGCGGAGCCAAUGCAGGAUCUAGGAAAAAUGAAUACUUCGUCCAACCUGUUAUGUGGGUCAAGGCCCUUGACAUUGUUAUGGAUCGCCUGGUUAUGGAGGGUGCCGACUUAAGUACCGUAAUGGCCAUUGGAGGCUCUGCACAACAGCACGGCUCUCUGUAUUGGUCGCGACAUGGCAUCGAAACUUUAAAAAAUCUUGACCCAGAUAAAUUUUUGCAUUUACAAAUCGAUGAUUCAGCAUUUGUUUUAACCCGUACACCAAUUUGGAUGGACGGUUCUACAGAGAAUCAGUGCCUUGAAAUGGAAACAGCCAUAGGUGGUCCGCAAGAAAUGGUUACAAUAACCGGCAGUAAAUGUUAUCCCCGCUUUACUGGUCCACAGAUACGUAAAGUCUAUCAACAACGUACACAUGCCUAUGAGGAUUCGAAACGUAUCUCAUUGGUAAGCAGUUUUUUGGCCUCAUUAUUCAUUGGAGAUGUGGCGUCCAUUGAUUAUGCUGAUGCCUCCGGAAUGAAUUUAUUUGAUAUUAAUACCAAAACAUGGUCAAAAGCCUGUUUGAAUGCUUGUGCACCCGAUUUGGAAGAACGUCUCGGCACUGCUGUACCAACAAAUUCAUGUUUGGGAAAUAUUUGUGAAUUCUUUGUGCAACGUUUUGGUAUGCCGCCCGAAUGUCGUGUGGCAGCAUUUACCGGGGACAAUCCUUCAGCAUUGUCCGGCAUGUUGGUGGAAAAAGAUUGGUUAGUUAUGUCCUUGGGCACCAGUGAUACAUUAAUGAUGAAUUUAGAACAGCCACCUCAUUUGGAGCAGGGACAUGUACUGUGUCAUCCCACCGAACAAGAUCAAUAUAUGGGAUUGUUAUGUUUCCGUAAUGGUUCCUUGGUCAGAGAUGCUAUGAAGCGAGCUGAGGCACAAAAUAGCUGGGAAACAUUUAGUGCCUUGCUGGAUUCUACACCGCGUGGUAAUUAUGGUAACAUGGCAUUACAUUUUAACACCAUGGAAAUUAUACCCCAGGCCAAGGGUGUAUUGCGUUGGAAUAAAACUCAUUCGGCCGCAUCUCCAGAUGCUGUCAAAGGUGUUCUCAAGUUCACAUCUCCAGAGGCUGAAAUACGAGCUUUAAUUGAAGGACAAAUGUUACAUAAACGUGCCAUUGCCUCAGAUAUGGGUUUUCAUUUUGGCGGAGAAACAAAAAUCAUUGCCACUGGUGGAGCUUCCGUUAAUAAAUCAAUUUUACAGGUUAUUUCGGAUGUAUUCAAUGCACCGGUCUACAUUCAGAAAGCCAGUGAGGCUGCUCUAUUGGGAGCUGCUUAUCGUGCGAAAUAUUGUGAAUAUUUAGCACAGAGCCAGGAAGAUACCAAAGCAACGAAUGAAGAUAGUAAUAUUCAAAGCUACCAUGAUUUCAUUUUACCCUUCAUACCGAAUCAUGUGGAACUUGUUUGUGAACCCAGUAAAGAUAGCGCUGAUAUAUAUACACCAAUGUUGGAUCGUUAUCGGGCCAUGGCCAAUGUUUUACAACAGAAUAAAUGAUAUUUUUGUACAAAGUCAUGUUUUAUAACAAACUCUCACAGAUAGACUCGAUUAAAGAAAUUUAGAAGAAACGAAACAGAUUAAGAAAAUCAUACAUUCCUCUUUACAUUAUGUGUCUUGUUUAAGAUAUUAUAUGGACGCUCCAUCCAAAUCUUUACUAAUACGCCAAUUUUUCCUAAGAAUCUAAAUACUACAACUAAGAACAAGUGCAAUCGUUUUUUAUGACAAAUAAAAAAAUAAUAUUUUUGUUAAAAA